Molecule: messenger RNA, 1660 nt
Organism: Seriola aureovittata
Lineage: Eukaryota; Metazoa; Chordata; Actinopteri; Carangiformes; Carangidae
Gene: trh
Product: thyrotropin-releasing hormone
Exons: 3
Coding region: 177-977 (266 amino acids)
Biological process (GO): hormone-mediated signaling pathway
Cellular component (GO): extracellular region
Molecular function (GO): thyrotropin-releasing hormone activity
Source: RefSeq, a predicted model, not a curated record
GUAAGUAUAAAUGCUGAGACGGAAAGUUAUCCGCUCAUACCUCUAGACUCGGCCUUUGCGGGUCACCAACAGCUGCGAGAGGCUGAGAGCAACUAUCAUCACUGCCGGCGGUGCCAUCAACAGUGACUGGGAACGAGCAGGAUCUGAAUACUUCCCAUACGACCAACUAACUUACCAUGAAGUCGACAUGUCUUCUCAUCUUGGCUUCUCUCGUGCUCUGCAACUUGACCGUGUGUGGGGGACAGGGCAUCCCUGCUGAGGAUGAGACGGACCUAAGGACCAUAGACGACAUCAUCCUACAGAGAGCAGAAAGUCUCCUGUUACGGUCCAUUCUCAAAAAGAUGCAGGAUGAAGACGAGGGAUUCUCCUCUCAGCCUGAAUGGGUGUCAAAACGACAGCAUCCCGGUAAGAGAUACGGCGAGGAUUUGGAGAAGCGACAGCAUCCGGGGAGGAGAGAAGAAGACGAGGAUGAUCAGUACUUUGAUGUUCAAAAGAGACAGCACCCGGGCAAACGCGAAGAUGAAAUGCACACGUUCAUGGAGCUCCAGAAAAGGCAGCACCCGGGAAAGCGCUCCACCAUGGGACACAUGUCUGACAACCCCGUCAUACUCCUGAGUGAACUUUCUAAACGACAGCACCCUGGCAAGCGCUACCUGGUGCUGCACAGCAAACGCCAGCACCCAGGUAAGCGGUAUCCCGAGGAUGAGGAUGGCAAUGGGGACUGGGAUGCGGAUGCGGAUGGAGACGAAGACCUGCCAGAGUUGGAAAAGCGUCAACACCCCGGAAAACGCUUUUGGGAUAACUCGAGUCCGGAUUUGGGCACAAACAGUCCGUGUGAUGUUUUGGACCCUACGAGCUGCAGCAAGACCAGUCUGCUGCUCGACUUUUUAGACAACAUUAAGAGUCAUGCAGAGGAGAAGAGGCAACACCCGGGUAAAAGAUUUGCACCGGAGGAGGAUUUGGUGGAAGGAGAGUAGGUUAAAGAAAACAAGCUCUGGUGUGCGCAUACUGCUGUAUUGUAAACAAAUAAAUGUGUAAAUUAAGUGACCAUAAUGAAUAAUUAAAAAUGAAAAAAGAAUUAACAUCAUUUAGCCUUUUUGUGCCACUGUUUCUUUUUUUUUGGCAGUUAAUGACUGUAUCAUCAUCGCAAAACAUUUACGUGCCGUUUGUUUUCUUGGGGAGCUUGUGCGUAACUGUCCUCCGAAGUGAUUACAUCGCUGUAAUUAAGGUUUUCACAAGAGUGCGUGCCCUACUUUGAACUUUACUAAUGAAUUAUAUGAUAAUUAUCAUUACUUAGUAUUUAUUCCGUUAAUUAGUCUACUUAUGCUGAAAUCAAGUCCAAGGAUGAAAGCAUUAGUCUACUGGCUUUUGCGAUGUCGCCUCUGUGAGGCAACACACGCUGGUCAGUACAGUACAUGCUUGAAUUAAAUAAAAGUGGCUACGUUUACACUUAUGGAUAGAAAUCUCAUUCACUGACUAAUUUGUUUUUCAUUCUUUUGUACUUAUGUAAAAUAUAAUGAAUACCGCAGCAAAUAAAUUGUGUCAUUUAUUAUUUUUCUAUACGUCAUUGCAUGGAUUAUGUUCAUUUAACCUAAUGUUGUAAAGGAAAAGCGACCACCAAUGUUUUUGUUGGACAAUAAAGCGCAUUGGUAAAAAUGUA